GCUGACGCCCCACUUGUCCCUCGCCGCGCUCCGUCCGUCGCCCCUGCCCAGCGAACCUGAUCCCAAGAUGGCGGCGCCCAGCAGUAGAAGGAAUGGCGGCGGCGGCGCCGUGAACUUGUGGGCCGCGCUGCUCCUGGUGGCCGUGGCGCUGAGGCCGGCACGGGCGGUGUCUGAGCCCACGACAGUGGCCUUUGACGUGCGGCCCGGCGGCGUGGUGCACUCCUUCUCCCAGAACGUGGGCCCUGGGGACAAAUAUACCUGUGUGUUCACCUACGCAUCUCAAGGAGGGACCAAUGAGAACCCCAGGAGGCUGUCCUUAUCCCCGCCUCACACACGAGGACACGGUGGCUCAGAGACUGAAGACUGCCCUGGCUCCCCCAGCUGGGACGUGACCAAGGUCCCCAAGGCGCAGGCCCCUGACCGCCGCCCUGAGCCAGGACAUGCCCCGCGUCACCAGCAGCUCGGAAAAGAACGCCCGCGCCUCCCUAACGGGACCCUUGGGAUGGACAGUCCACUGCAGCGUAGGGGGAGAGAGCUAGGCUCACUCUUGGAAAGGUGGCUGGGUCACAAAUUCUAAAACGAGCAUCAGGCUUGAUUCUGCCGUUUCGGGCAUCCUCAAGGAAACACCUAAGAGCCCAGCAGACACGUCCAGCACCCACUUGUUCCAGCAGCACCAGCCUAGAACUGUGAUCAUCAGACACCACGGGCCGACUGCAGAGCUGCGUGCGUGCGGUGCGACCCACGGGCUCUCUGGCUGCUGGCCUGCCGCCCGCUUAGGAGCAAACAGCCGGCCGGAUUCUCAGCAAACAUGCAGGGGCCGUCCAAGAUGUUCUCCGGGAUCCGCUUGGCCACACUUGGGGGCCCUGCCAAGAUGCCCCUCGGAGCAGCUGGAACGGAAGCCCCAGAGGCCCAAGUGGCACUUCUCUAGAGCCAUCGUCAACAGAGGGGAAAUGGGUCUGUGGUCUGGGCUCCCAGGGGGCCCGGGAUGCAGGCUGGGCCUGGGGAGAGUGGGAGGCCAGGCUGCUUUGACAGUGGUUCGUUUCUCCAGAGGGUCACCUGAGAGGCCGGCUGGUGCCGGGUGACAGCAGGCACAGCGUUAUUCAUGAUCUCAGUGCCGGCCAGCAUCCUGAGCGGCCAGAGAGCUCGUCCAAGGUUGCCGGGAAUGCGGCCACUUGGGAAGACUGGCCCUUUCUUAUCAAGUUAAACAUACGACCCCAUGCUUCCACUCCUCGGUAUCUCCCCGUUAGAAAUGAAAACUUAUGUCCACACAAAGCUUGUACGUGAAUGUUCGUAGCAGCCUGAUUCAUAAUAGCCAACAAGUGGAAACAACCCAAGUGUCCCCCAGCUGAUGAUGGAUAAACACAGUGUGGUCCCUUCACACAUGGGAACAUCAGUCAGCCGUGAAAAGGGGUGAAGCACUGACACUCGCUACAACGUGGAUGGACCCUGAGAACACGAUGCUCAGUGAGAGAAGCCAGACACAGAAAGACCCAGAGUGUGUGAUUCCAUUGAUGGGAAACGUCCAGAACAGGCAGAUCCACAGACACAGAGGGUGGGUUCGUGGUUGUUGGGCUGGGGGAGGAGAUGGGGGUGUGCCUGCUCAUGGGGAUGGGACUUCUUUGGGGGGUGAUGAGAAUUAGAUACAGGUGAUGGUUGCACAGCUCUGAAUAUACUAGGUAGCAUUGAAGCACACACUUUAAAAGAGCGUAUCGUCUAUACAUGUUUUAUUUUUUAAUGUAAAUUUAUUUAUGUAUUUUUGGCUGCAUUGGGUCUUCGUUGCUGCGCGCGGACUUUCUCGUUGCGGCAGGCGGGGCCUACUCUUCAUUGCGGUGUGCAGGCUUCUCGUUGUGGAGCACAGGCUCUAGGCGCGCGGGCUCGGUAGUUGUGGCACGCGGGCUUAGUUGCUCCGCGGCACGUGGGAUCUUCCUAGACCAGGGUUCGAACCCACGUCCCCUGCAUUGGCAGGAGGAUUCUCAACCACUGCGCCACCAGGGAAGCCCCAUAUUGUAUGGUAUGUAAACUGUUUCUCAAUAAAGCUGUUAAAGGCAAGUGAAUUAUUGAUACACGUGUAGCCACAUGGGUGAAUCUGAUAUGCGUUAGGCUGAGUGAGACUGACCGGCGCAGGAGACCAUGUCCUGUGUGAUUCCACUCAGGUGGCAUUUUGCAAAGGCACAACUAUGGGGACAGAGCAGAUCAGUGGUUACCGGGAAUUUGCAGGAAGGGGUUGACUCCAGAGGGAUGGAGGAGAGAUAACUGGGAAGAUGGAACUGAUCUGUAUCUUGAUUGGGCGGUGGAUACACAGUGUGUGCAUUUGUCAAAACUCAUAGAACAGACACUGAAAUGGGUCCAUUUCACCAUCUGUUACUUGUCUCCUAAUAAAAAAUAAUAGCGGUUACCAAUUACCUGUCCUCGAUUACACCCAGCCACUUAGAUCCUGAGCCCCCUAGCCUCCCAGAGAAGGUCACAGAGGCUCGGGCUGAACAGGCUGCCCCAAAACACACCGUCGUGUGAGUGUCUGAUGCCAAAACCUGAGCCUUACCAAGGGCACCUACUGCCCACCCCGGCCUGCGGCCUCGAGACCAAGGUCAAGUUCAUAUAACAAGACCACUCAGAGGGAUGUUGACCCUAUUGCUAAGAAGCUCUUGGUUUAAAUUUUGUUUGCUUUCAUAAUUUAAAAAAAAAAUGUUUAAAUGUUUGCCUCGGGACUUCCCUGGUGGACCAGUGGUUAAGACUUCAAGCUCCCAAUGCCGGGGGGCCCAGGUCCGAUCCCUGGUCGGGGAACUAGAUCCUGCAUGCAUGCCAACUAAGACCCGGCACAGCCAAAUAAAUAAAGAAAUAAAUAUUUAAAAAAAAAAAAAAAGAA
Molecule: messenger RNA, 2863 nt
Organism: Orcinus orca (killer whale)
Lineage: Eukaryota; Metazoa; Chordata; Mammalia; Artiodactyla; Delphinidae
Gene: MYDGF
Product: myeloid derived growth factor
Exons: 3
Coding region: 68-577 (169 amino acids)
Biological process (GO): positive regulation of angiogenesis; positive regulation of endothelial cell proliferation
Source: RefSeq, a predicted model, not a curated record